Blastomyces gilchristii SLH14081 is the source of this 517-nucleotide messenger RNA. RefSeq lists its product as uncharacterized. The record is from RefSeq and is a predicted model, not a curated record. NCBI's taxonomy places the organism in Eukaryota, Fungi, Ascomycota, Eurotiomycetes, Onygenales, Ajellomycetaceae. The coding region runs from base 164 to 517 and encodes 117 amino acids. The transcript has a single exon.
CCAAAUUUGAGUUAAUGGAGGCGCUAAAGAUUAUUUUUCUCAGUUUCAAUAGGCUCGCUGUUGUCGUCGCUAUCCAUUGACAAACGAUGUCUAUAGUCUUAAUUCCCCAAAGGUAUACAUAUAGGGGGAAGCCGUCCCCCGAACAUCAGCAACAUUGGAAGCUAUGUUUAUCUCUCUCCUUUUCUUCGGUAUGGCUGUCAAAUUGCCUAGUCGACCUGGGACAGCAAGAGAAAUACUACCUUCCACGGACCAUUCUCAUGGCGUAGAGACGGAGGGAGAGAGGGGAAGGGGGGCGGGCGAAGUUGGGAACGAGAUAGAGAAUAUAGAGGAAGAAGGGGAGGAGGAGGAAGAGGAGGAAGAGGAGGAGGAGGAGGAGGAGGAGGAAGAGGAGGAGGAGGAGGAGGAGGAGGAGGAGGAAGACGAGGAAGAGGAGGAGAUGAGCAGUACCAGCGACUACCACUCUGAAUUUGAAGAUGGCUUAUUUUGUCUCACACCAAGUGUCACUGAUUAUCUGUAA